AUUGUGAAGCAUGCCUAUCGAGUGGUAGCCCUGCAAUUCCCCGAUGACAUGCUGGCUGACGCACAGUGUGUGAGUGACACCAUCGCCUCAGGUGUCAAUGCCCAAAGCCCUGACACGCCCAAGGAAUCUGGGGAUGCAUGCCGUGUGUUUGUGCUUGGCGAUACCACAUAUGGCAGCUGUUGCGUGGAUACAGUGGCGGCGGAGCAUGUCAAGGCCUCUUUAAUUGUCCACUAUGGCGAGUCGUGCCAGAGUCUGGUCACCAAAGUGCCGGUGCUCUAUAUAUACGGACGCGCGGAGUUCGCCACGAACAUGGAUGAAACUGUGAAAAGUCUGAGAGAAAACAUCACUGAGGGGUCGCGCGUGGUGGUGUUAUACGAGUGCAAGUGGCAAUGGCGUAUGCAGGGACUAUGUAAAGCAUUGGCCGAGUUUGCGCAUGUGACAAUGUCAGUACUGAGGUCAGAGGCUACAGGGGAAGAAGACAACGCCACAACAGUACUGGGCAGACUCAUACCGUGUGAGAAAUCCGACGAGCCACACCACGAAGCGAACAGGGGAACGCUGGACGAGGCAUCCUCUAGUGAGGAAACCACGGAUGAUAAUGAAGGUGGUUUGUACAACUUCAGCGAUACGACUGUUGUAUGGGUUGGGCCCCAGGGACGUACGCUCACAGCGCUGAUGCUGAACAUGCCGUCUGCCCAUCGGUUCGUGUCAUACAACCCACAGACGCAUGACUGCCUUUUGGAGGGCGCCACGGUCAAUAAGUCAUUGAUGCGAAGAUACUUCCUGGUGGAGAAGUGCAAGCAGGCGCAAACUGUGGGCAUCCUGGUAGGCACUCUAGGCAUCGCGCACCACAACGAACUACUGGCACACAUCAAGACCAUUCUGAAGGCCGCCGGGAAGAAAUUCUACACAAUCGUAAUCGGAAAGAUCAAUGGGCCAAAGGUAGCGAACUUUCUGGAAGUGGACGCGUAUGUGCUGGUGGCCUGUGCCGAGAACUCGCUCGUCGAUUCGAAGGAGUUCAGUGUACCUAUCGUAACGCCGUUCGAAAUGGAGUUGGCGUGUACACGUGGCAGAGAGUGGCCCGGGCGACUGCGCACCGACCUGGAGGAAGUGUUGCCGCAACUGUCUG
Messenger RNA from Sphaeroforma arctica JP610, 1129 nucleotides. RefSeq names its product diphthamide biosynthesis protein 2. Gene Ontology annotation, biological process: protein histidyl modification to diphthamide. The transcript is spliced from 5 exons. The record is from RefSeq and is a predicted model, not a curated record. NCBI's taxonomy places the organism in Eukaryota, Ichthyosporea, Ichthyophonida. Gene Ontology annotation, molecular function: 2-(3-amino-3-carboxypropyl)histidine synthase activity. The annotation marks the transcript as partial.